AUGGGUGCCCUGUUCGAGGAGGGGGCGGUGCUUGAGACUCGCCGUAGACAGACCGAGCAGAGGACAAAACGCAAGUGGUUGUAUGACGCGGCAUCGGAAGCCGGAGGGGGUCUCUUGGGGAAGGCAGGUGAGGCAAAGAGUGAAUUAGCUGCCCAUUCGAUUCUAUCCCGCCAAAUGCCGGGUGGUGGCGGGGGGAAGUGGCAGGAAACAGAGAAAGGAAAAAAAAGCGACGGGGUGGGUAUUCGCAAAGUCGUCGGAGAGUACUUCCGAGUGUGA
Sporothrix schenckii 1099-18 is the source of this 276-nucleotide messenger RNA. RefSeq lists its product as uncharacterized. NCBI's taxonomy places the organism in Eukaryota, Fungi, Ascomycota, Sordariomycetes, Ophiostomatales, Ophiostomataceae. The transcript has a single exon. The coding region runs from base 1 to 276 and encodes 91 amino acids. The record is from RefSeq and is a predicted model, not a curated record.